Manduca sexta (tobacco hornworm) is the source of this 1247-nucleotide messenger RNA. RefSeq names its product protein-lysine N-methyltransferase EEF2KMT. NCBI's taxonomy places the organism in Eukaryota, Metazoa, Arthropoda, Insecta, Lepidoptera, Sphingidae. The transcript has 5 exons. The record is from RefSeq and is a predicted model, not a curated record. The coding region runs from base 223 to 1206 and encodes 327 amino acids.
UUCUAAGUGUCUAUUCCCUGAUACGUUAGUCAAUUGUCAGGAUUGUUAGGUUAUGUGUUUACUUUUGAUUGCGAGACUUUUGAUAUACUUUCGUUUUUACAAUUCCAUUUUAUUUAUCGAAAUUAAAUUAAUAUGUUCUAUUUUAUUAAAAAAAAAAAUUGUUAAUUUGUUUUAAGUAUAAGUCGUUUAUUAAUCAAUAAUAUUUAAAUAUUUUGGUACGAAAUGUAUCCCCUUUGUGAAGAUAAAACUUUUUUAGCAUUGGUAAAAAAAUUCUAUCAAGGAUCCCUCAAUUUUAGUUUGCAACCCGACGACAUACAACAAAUGACCUGGACUUGGCAAGAAAAAUUCUUAAACCAUACCUUUAACAACGAGUUAAUCAAAAAGUAUCCAGUAAAUAAAAAAUUCUCCAGAUUAUUUUUAAAAAAGUUAAUCAAUUUUAUAGAAAGCAGUCAAGAAAUUCAUGAUGAUUUUUAUUCACAAAUAUGUAAUUUGAUGAGUAGUGAAAUUGAUCAGGACGAUUUCUACUACAGACAUUAUGUUAUUGGCAAUGAUUUUAACAAUACAAUAAUCAUCAAAGAAACUAAAAAUACUGUUGUUAAUGGAACAACUGGGAUGAAGACAUGGGAGGCUGCAUUUGUUUUAUCAGAUUGGGCUCUAUGUAAUAAAGAAUUCUUUAAAUCAAAAACAAUUUUGGAACUCGGCUCUGGAGUUGGUUUUACUGGUAUAACAGUAACAAAGUUAUGUAAACCUUCUUUGUUUUUAUUAAGUGAUUGUCAUAAUGAAGUAUUGAACACUAUAUGUGACAAUAUUAGAAUUAAUUUCCAUCAAUUAAAUGAGACAGAACAAGCUGAUGUUAUUUAUUUUAAUGGGGAAGAAAGUAGUUUAGGAGUUACAAUGCUUGAUUGGAAUGACAUUGGUGAUAUGCCUCAGAAUAUAGUGCCAGAUAUUAUUAUUGGGGCUGAUAUUGUUUAUGAUCCUGUGAUAUUAGAACCACUUUGUAAUGUAUUAGAUUAUUUCUAUAAUAAGAAUAAAGAAUUGGAAGUAUUCAUAGCAAGUGUGAUAAGAAAUGAAGAUACUUUUGCUGCAUUCUUAAAAACUUUAGACUCCAAAAGCUUUCAGUAUGAGGAAUUACAGCCAGCAAAAAGCAUUUACAUUGACUGGGAUCAUAGUACUAAAAUAUGUUUAAUAAAAAUAAAAAGGAAAUAAUAAUUUCUGUCAUUUAUUUAGUUAAGGUCGAUCGGGGGAAG